GAGUUAUAAUGAAGUUCAGUUUUCAAUAAUUGGAUUCAUUCGAAGUAUCAAGUACACAAGCAAAAAAGUUAAAGAAAAAGAUGAGAGUGACAUUAGUUCUAUUAACUGUGUUGGGCAUAAGCUUAGCGGCUUUAGAUAUUCCAGAACACAUGCGAGCAGGGACAAAACAAUUACGAAAAGCAUGUGUGGCUGAAACAGGAAUCGAUGUGAAACAUAUCGACGCAAGCAAAAAUGGGCAUCUAGAAAAUGUGCCCGAGAUGGGCUGCUAUAUCAACUGUCUUUUGGAGCAUGCUGGUAUGAUAGAUACAGAUGGAUCAAUUCAUUGGAGAGAUGUAUGGCACUUUUUGACACCAAGCAUUCAGGAAACAGUAAAAAUUGUUGUCGCCGAAUGUGAGACAAAACAUGGCGAAAACAAAUGCGAAACAGCCUUUCAAACCAUUGACUGUUAUUACAAAACUCAACCAGAGGGUGCUGAACUUCCAUGAGUUACAUCCGCCGAUGCAGAUUCAAAUUAUUACUUUUUUCUUUAUGUUUUUCAUAUGAGCACCAUACAUCAAUAUUGAAAUUCAUCAUCAAGAAAUAAAUGUGAUACAAAUUACUUACUCUAACAAUUCAUCCGACUUAGUUAUUGUAACAAUCAUUCGAGUGCAGCGUAUAGCUUCGAUUUGCAUUUUCACAGUUUGAACCUAUAUAUUAUUAAGUUAAAGUGUUGUCUCGAAUGUCGCAUAUAGCCAUCGCCACAUUCUUCACAUUAGAGAGAAAAUAAAUCACCUCAUAUGACCCAAUUGUAUUGAUACAAAAUUGCGAACAUAUUUCCCAGAGUUUUGCAGUCAUCAAUAUCAACGCAAGUGGACAGUCAACUUUUUGGUCACAAAGUCCAACAUUUGGAAUGCAUAUUCCACCAUCACAAUCAUUUCGGUCGCUCGAUCGCAUGUUUUUAUCGGUGCAGCAAGUUACCUCUUUUGAUUUCAUCAAAUUCCAAAAGAAUUUAAAGAAUUUUAAAGAAUUUAAAUACAUAUAAAAUGAAACUAUA
This is a messenger RNA of Contarinia nasturtii (swede midge), 1033 nucleotides long. RefSeq names its product general odorant-binding protein 56d-like. The record is from RefSeq and is a predicted model, not a curated record. Gene Ontology annotation, biological process: sensory perception of smell. The transcript has 4 exons. Bases 81 to 485 code for a protein of 134 amino acids. Lineage: Eukaryota; Metazoa; Arthropoda; Insecta; Diptera; Cecidomyiidae. Gene Ontology annotation, molecular function: odorant binding.